UUUGUAAUUGUAUCGUUGAAGGACGGAAUGUUCAAUCACGCGAAUGUACUGUUUAAAACACGAUUCGUUGACGGCACUUCUACGGUGAUGCGUACCGAGAAUCGUGAUCAGUGGGUUAUCGAGCAGCCGGUUCAGAUGAGGGGCGAUCUGGGCGCUCAGGGCGCCAAGGAGAAUAUUGGGGACGAGGUCGGGGCACCGAAAAAACAACGACGCGCUUGA
Anisakis simplex (herring worm) is the source of this 219-nucleotide messenger RNA. Lineage: Eukaryota; Metazoa; Nematoda; Chromadorea; Rhabditida; Anisakidae. The record is from the annotation of a GenBank genome assembly.